CUGUGUACUUCAUAGUUGUCAAGGACCUGUGCGACCAGGAACAAAAUUUGCCAGUGGCUUUGAAAGUUCCGUAAGCUUCUCGAUGUGUAUUUGUAUUUAAAGCAUUGCCAUGGCGACGUUGUUUUCUAAGUUUCCAAGUUAAAAAAGAAACGAUCAGUACUCCUGCAUCUUCGAUCUCCAUCCACAUUUUGGGAUAACUUCAUCGUGUUUCUUUUGUAAGAAUGAACUUGGACACCUGUGUGAGUACACUGCGGUUACGACUGACUGUACUGUCGUGGAUCUGGCUAGUCAUGCUGGACUUAUCACCGGGAUUAUCAACUUCAUCGACAUCUACGGCAUCGACAGACACUAGCAACAACAAUAUCCUGACAGGAUGGCGGCUGAUCGCAUUAAUUGCUGGCUCUUCCUGUCUACUUAUACUGUUGUUGUCAGUCUGCAUUUGCUUUUGUCAUUGGCGACGACGGAAAGCUAAAAGACGUAAAAAUAUGCUUCGUGACCCCGCUGAAGCUAACCUCAACGUCGAAAGCGCCGAGGACGGCGUCUACCUGCGGCGAAUGGACAGCACCAGUGCCAAGCAGUAUCUGCACAGCAUGGUCUGCAGCGUGUACAGCUGGGGGUCAGACUUCGACGUCAACCCCGAGGGCGCCACGGCCGCCGCGCAUCAGAACGGUGACGCCAGCAGUCGCGGGGCCAGCAUGCAUCUGUACGACAACCUUGAAACAUUAAAGCAGGCUCGCGGCUCAUCUGCCACUCCACCGCCUAGACCCCCGAAAAAGGGACACAGUGCUGGAGGUCACUACCUCAAUGUGGCUGAACAGCUGCGGCGACAGCGCUGACGUCAUUUCCUGUCAGGCGCAGUAGCUUUGGUCCCUGGGAAAGGAGUUUUCUUUGCAGAGCUGGAUGUGCUUGUGUGUUUGUGAGAGAGAGAGAGCACUGAUAACCGUUUUUCAAAAAAAAAAAUUUGCUGGAGAGAUAUUAUUCCAACAGAAUACUGCAGAAGAUUUGAUCCAACUUUGAGAAAACUAACUAAAGGCUUUGUAGCAGAGUGCUGGAGUAAUUCUGUAUACAGACAUAUUCCCUUCACAGAGAUCUGCCAUCUGCCAAUUCAGCCACUAGCUAUAGUUAGUGACUGAGUCUCCAUAUCACUUUUCAUCUGUACAACGAAUGGCUGGACAAUGAAAUAAACUUUAGGAUAAACAAAACCAGACUAGAUAACCCACAGAGAUCAUUUCUCUUGCACUGUACAUAGAGUUAUUCUUAAGGCGUUUAUCUAUGUCCAUAAUCUGUUAUAUAUUUAUUGAAGAUAUUAAGGAAAUAUUUACAUCACCUGAUACUAUAUAGUGGAUUUCUAUUUCUGUAAGGUUUGUAUUGAUAUGUGGUACUGAACUUGAAUUUUUAUGAAUAUUUUUGAAUAUUUAUGUUUCUAUGAUCAAGUUCUUUUAUUAUGCACGGGGACCAUUUUGUAGGCUAUAAAAUUCAGGCAGUUUAUUCAUGUUUGACAUAACCUACCAAAGCUUAUGUUGACUUGCAGUCAAGACUUUGUUAAUUGGCCUUCAAGUUAUCUCAUUGUUUUGGUUAUGUUCUUCCUACCACAAAAUUCAAGCAUGAAGCAGCCAACUGUGCCAAGCUGAAAGUGUCUGCUGCUCACAGUUAAACCUAAAGCAAAGGGCAAAUGUUUGUAAUGACCCACCUUCCACUGGUAUGACAGCAGCUUUGCCAUGUGAUGUGUUUGUGCAUGCUAAGAAGCAAGGGAGAUAAGUGAUAAAAGUCCUUGUGACCUAAGGUAUACCUAUAACAAGCUAAGAAACAUAGCAAUCCUUCUCGUGCUAAGGCCUGUUCUUAGCCCCCGCGGGCCCAAGGCAUAGAAUAUGUGCAAGGCCCUCGAUGCCACAGUUUUAAUUAAAAGUGUGGGCCCUCUGACGACUAUCAAAAGCACAGGACCCUAGGCAGAUGCCUCGUCUGCCUGCCCCUGAACAUGGCCCUGCCCGUGCUGAAUGGCGACAAAAGAUCAUUUCUGGCCACUUUCCUUGCUUCUAAUAGAUUUUUCAUUCAAAAUAGUAAAUUAACAAUUUGUUGUCAUUUCUUAUGCAUUUAAUCACACAUUUUCAAAGAGACAAUAUGAAUAUAUUGUUAAAUUGGAUCCAAAUAUUGUUUCUAAAGCAAGCAUAGAAUUAUAACAAUAUUGUUGUCACAAAAGUUUAUAUGUAUAAAUGUUCACAGUUCUGCUUCCAUUGUCAUUUCCUAUGUUGACCCUGCAUCAGAAAGCAAUAAUUAAAAAGUUUUGAUGAAUGUUACAUUUUUCAUGCAGCCACUUAAACACCUGCAGACAGCUGCAGACUCAUGCAAAAAAUAUUCUGAUACUUUCGGACCAAAUGACAGUAAGGACCCAUGAAAAAUUCAGACAAGCCUAAAUAAAGAUUAUAUUAAGA
Messenger RNA from Pomacea canaliculata, 2429 nucleotides. RefSeq lists its product as uncharacterized. The record is from RefSeq and is a predicted model, not a curated record. Lineage: Eukaryota; Metazoa; Mollusca; Gastropoda; Architaenioglossa; Ampullariidae. The transcript has 3 exons. The coding region runs from base 222 to 836 and encodes 204 amino acids.